This is a messenger RNA of Andrographis paniculata, 2990 nucleotides long. RefSeq names its product probable E3 ubiquitin-protein ligase ZFP1. NCBI's taxonomy places the organism in Eukaryota, Viridiplantae, Streptophyta, Magnoliopsida, Lamiales, Acanthaceae. Gene Ontology annotation, molecular function: ubiquitin protein ligase activity. The record is from RefSeq and is a predicted model, not a curated record. The coding region runs from base 1190 to 2821 and encodes 543 amino acids. The transcript is spliced from 10 exons.
UAUCGUCGUGGUCUGAUUUUUGGUAUCGUUUUUUUGCCUUCUUUCUUGUUUUUUUACUUUUUUGUUGUGUUUUUUUUAUUACCUGGUGAUGAAAUUUCUGUAUGGAUUCUUCGAUUGAAUGUUUGGGUGAUGAUCGGUGUAUUUCUUAUCGCGAUCGUGGCUGCUCUUUUUUCUUCGCCGUUCUUUUGGCCUUAAGCAAAAUUUUAACUUCCUCUUGGGAUUUAGAGUCGGUGAAUGAACAAGAAUUAUGAGGUUUUCUUGAGUAAGGGGAAUCCAAGAAAGGUAUCCUUUUGCACCAUUCUGUGACAGAAAAGGUUCCUCAAAUAUUGAAUCUGUAUCUGAAGCCUAAUACGUCAAUGUUUUAAGCAUUUCCAUAUAUUUGAGCUAGGAUUUGGGGACAACGAUUCUAUUCCAUUUUUUCGUUCACUUAUUUUGCAUAGAAAUGAACAUAUGUGAACAAAGAAGAUGGAUUUAGAGGAUAUCUGACAGGCACUUGUUUGAUCUAUCUGGAUCACUGAUGAACAGAUAUGGUUUUGGUUUGGUGUACCCUUCGAGAAUUAUUAGAUUGAACUACUGCAGUUUCAGUAUGUUAAGCUUCCGACGUUGAUUUGGCCAACAAACAAGCAUUAUAGGAAAAAGUUAUUGCCAGAAACUAUAGAUUCUUGCUUUGUGGAAUUUACAUGUAACCCAACCCAUUGUACUGCUCUGAGAAAGUGAUGGAUCAUUGCAUAUCACUAUGAUCUAAUGUUAAGAUGGCCACUAGUGUCUCACGAAUGAAAACAGACAUGAUUUGGUGCUUGGGGCUUUUCUAUGCUAAUUUCUUCGAUGCUACAUAGUGUAAGACAUGUAUCAGUGCAAUGCUAUUGUUCUAAGAGCUCUUUUAGGGCUGUUAGAACUAAUAUUAACUAUGGUUUUCCUUAGUGGUAAUGGGUAGAUUGGAGUACCAAGUUUGGUCAAGAUGCUGGAUUUGCUGAUAAAACUUAUCUCUGUGGUUUGUGUGCAACGGGGAGGAGAACAGUUGUGUAUGGACAUCUUUACAUAUAUGUCUAUGCACACUUUUAUGUAAACAAAUUGACAUUAGCUCCAGUAAACUCUAUAUCUCUGCUUGUUGGCGGCUGCUCCCUUCCUUGAGAGAGUUCACCCAGGUUUUGGUUUGCUGGAGGAAUUAGUUUCAUAAAAGCAGACGAUUAUGGGCCACCGACUCAUCUUUAACAAUACACCUCAGGUUUCUGAAACUGACCGUGACCAGGGAUGGAAUCAUCCGGAGCAGCCCUACAUGCCCAUUGCAAGGGGCAUUUCUGAAAGCAGUUCGGUUGUUCAUCCUGUGGAUAAUAUGCCAGUCCAAGGUGUUCACUUUCCUUCUCAGUGGCCCCCUGCUCCUAGGUCAAGCGGGUACCCUUCAGCCAAUUUUAAUGGUGAAUUACCACAAUAUCAACCGAUGGCUCCUGGUCCAUCUCAUGAUCCUUUCAUGCAUCAAUCUGCUCCUGGGAACAUCCACAUGUUUCAAAAUAAUUAUAUGCAUCGCCCACCUUCAUCCAACAUUAGUGGGCAAACUAUACCUGGAGCAGAUGGUGGUUUCUACAAUCAGACAAUGGCUGGUGGCAGGGGAUCAUACAAGCGGAAAAGUCCUGGCAUUCCUCCAAUCUGUGAGAGGGGUUCUACAAGCAGAUACUAUGAUGUUGGAAGCUCUUCUGAUGUUCGCUUACCUGCAGAUCCAUGGCAGGAAAAGCCGAACAAUGAAUCUUAUCAUCCCUACUGGGAAUAUCAACCAAGUUAUGGUGUUAAUGGGCUCUCCAUUGGUGGUGAGGGUACAGUAAGAAAUGUGAGAAGCAGAGCUGCAGUUGACAGGGAAACUAAUGUUGCCAGGGCCCAUUUGUCAAGCAAUUCUUUGCAUCACCCAUCUAGCAGAUCUUCUGAUCAAUGUAAUUCAGUGGAAUUCUGGAGCCAGAGCACAAACGCCCCAAGGGAAUGGAACAGUAAUAUUAUAUCACCAGCGACUUCUAAUGGAGCAGCUUCAGGCUCAGAUCCUAGUUUCCUUAACCGUGAUCCAAGCUCCCUGAAUGUUCCGAACACCCAUCCUAAUAGUUCCCUUGAAAUUGGGGGUUACAACAAUGAUGCUACCCGUGGUCCUGGCACUGUUAACAACCAUGUGAAUCCACCCUUUAGAGGGAUGCAAAGUGGCUAUAGUCAAAGAUCUGCCCCAACUUUCCAGUCUUCCUCAAGCGCAUUUCGUCCCGGACAUGUUGCUCCAUCUGAUGAUGGGCAGCAGGUGGUUUCUGAGAGCUAUCACUCAAGACAUCCUCGGAUACAUCCCAACUUAAGGCUGCACAAUGUGGAAAGAAGCACAAGGACUUUCCCUCGAAGUGACAGAUAUAGAUAUUAUAAUGAGGAGGAAAACAUCCGUGACAGAUGGACACCAGAGGGUCUUGUGGUUGUGGACCACUCUGCAUAUUAUGGAUCUAGAGCUGCUAUGCUUGAUCAUUACAGGGACAUGAGGCUUGACAUUGACAACAUGAGCUAUGAGGAACUCCUUGCACUGGGAGAAAGGAUUGGAAGUGUCAGCACCGGCUUGUCUGAUGGUUUGAUUUCUAAGUGCCUGACCGAGUCAAUAUAUUGUUCAUCGGACCUAUCUCAAGAUGAAGGAACCUGUGUCAUCUGCUUGGAGGAAUACAAAAACUUGGAUGAUGUCGGGACAUUGAAAGUCUGUGGCCAUGAUUUUCACGUGGGCUGUAUUCAGAAAUGGCUGUCGAUGAAGAACUCAUGCCCUAUCUGCAAAGCAGCAGCCGUGGAUGACAAAAUGAAGGACAAAACUGCUUAUUGAUGGAACUAUAAUUCCAUCAAACCUUUUUAUUUUGUUGUUGUACAUAUAUCUAUUUCAGAACAUUCCUCUGAAAAUGGAGGAGAUGAUGGCAUUGGCAUUGUCAUUGUUCAGCAAGACUAUUCUAAACUGCUGCUGCUAUUACAUUUUUGUUUUUGUUUGUUUCUCUUUA